AUGCAUAAUUCGCGCAUUUUAGUGAAAUAUUCAUUACUUAAAGGAUACUGCUUUGCUUCUUCUCUUGAGAACUUGUGAAUGGACCUUUAUCCUUAUUUCAUCAAUUGUUGUAAGGUCUUCAGAGAUGGUAAAGCUAUGGAUAAUAACUUCUCGAUUAGGUAUCUUUGGCUUCUUUGCUCUUCUUGUGAUAUCUUUUGCUCCUUUUACCAUGAAAUUAUUAAAUUAAUUGACUUUGCAAAUAAUUGUCAUGUAAAUUUAAUUUCCCAAGCGAUAAAAGUGUAA
This is a messenger RNA of Blepharisma stoltei, 282 nucleotides long. The record is from the annotation of a GenBank genome assembly. Lineage: Eukaryota; Ciliophora; Heterotrichea; Heterotrichida; Blepharismidae.